CUGGAUACAACUGUACCAUUUUGGUAUAUGGACAAACUGCAACUGGUAAAACUUACACUAUGGAGGGUAUAAUUUCCUCUAAAAUAAACGCAGUACAGAGACCAUUAAUUACAAAAUAUAUUGUGAUGCAGAUGUAAUACUUGAAGAGAGUAAUAUACCGCACACUUGAGAGCUAGUGUAUCCCCCUGUACCUACAGCACACAGCUCCUUAACCAAUGAAUUCCCUACUCUCUGGUCACUACUACAUGCAUGUGGAGGGCCGGCAGUACAUGAAAAUCUAAAUGUGAUAUAUAUACAAUAAAAACCCACGUCCUCCAAAAAGCAAAACAGUGGACCCAGAAACUUGCUACUGUACCCGAGGACCAUUCUUAAAUUCAGUGGCAUGCCUUCACACACUCUCUGCAAGGAGUCAAGUUUCAUUGCCAGAAUGGAAUUAUACCACGGUCGUUUAUCCAAAUAAUGGAAUGUAUACAUUCAGUCCCUUGUAGAAGCACUAUAAUGAUAUCUUUUUUUGAAAUAUACAAUGAAGAAAUAAUUGAUUUAAUUGGAGGAACGAAUUCAAAUUUAAAACUUCAGAUUUAUGAAAAUGCGAAAGAAGAAUAUAUCAUUAAAAAUCUUACAAAGAUUAAAGUACAAAAUUGUAAUCAACUUUUAAUGUACUUAAAAGAGGGAGCAAAUAAAAGGCAAAAGUUAUCAACAUUAUUAAAUAAAUUAUCAAGUCGAUCUCACACAAUUUUUUCUAUGUGGAUCAAAAGGAGGGACGAAUUGACUGGGCGAUGCACAAACGGAAAAAUAGAUUUCAUCGAUUUGGCCGGCUCCGAAAAUGUGGUUAAAUCAGGCAUUUCAAGAGGGAAUUUCCAAGAGACAAAAAAUAUAAACAAGUCUUUACUGGCAUUAGGAAGAGUGAUCAAGGGACUGAAUAAUAAUGAUAAACAUAUUCCUUUUAGAGAAUCAAAUUUAACAAGGAUUUUGAAGGGCUCAUUAAACGGCAACACAAAAACAAUUAUGAUUGCAACUGUUACAACAGAUCCCAAAAAUGCUGAUGAAACGGUCAAAACAUUAGAAUAUGCGUCAAAUGCUCAAUCGAUAAUUAAUAAAAUUUUUCCCAAUACUGAACCAGGAGAUAAGAGUAUAUUCAAGAUGAAUCUGAUAGAAGAUGAUAUAGUUAAGGCUGAAGAAGAAAUCAACGAAUUCAAAAUGAGUUUAGGUGCAGAUGCUAUCGAAUUGGAACCACUUUUAUAUAAUUAUGAUAUGAACCAGAAAGAACUAUUUAUGAUAGAAAUUGAGUGUGAAAAAAAAGAAGAAGAAUUGGUCUGCUCUUUGGAAAAAGAAAAUGAACAACUAAUGAGUGAAUUAGAAAAGCUGAGACAAGUUAAAUCCAACUUGGCUAAGGUUGAAGAAGAAAGUAAAAAAAAAAUGUCCUCAUUAAUAGAUUUUCUUGGUAAUGGUGAGAGAAUGUUAAAACAGAUUGGUCAUGAUGAAGAGCUUAUGUUUAGCAGCCUGGAAGUUGAAAUCAAUGAGCUGUUAAGGCUGUGUAAACGUCAAUUGAAUAUUGUCGAGGCUAGUGGUGAACAAAUUAAUUAUUGUGAAAAAUUGAAAGCUCGCAUUCCAGGAUUACUUUCACAACUUAAGGAGUCCCAAGAAAUGGUGGAAAAAUUACAAAUGAGCAGUUAUCAGCUUACAAAGUAUUUCCCUCUUGGAGGUGAAACAGGCAGUAGCAUAGUAUUCAAUGAUGCAGUUUUGGACGAAUUGACAUCUCAGACAAGGAGGAAACUACAAUCCAUCAGCGAUAAUGCUGAUAAAUUAUCAACUUCAUCGCUAACAAAUAUAACAUCACUUUCUGAAGUGGUGACUUCUUUUAAGGAAAAAGUGAUAGAAGAAGAACUGAUCAAUCCCCAUAUGAUUAAAAACAAUUUAGAUGAAUUAAACAAAUUUGUCGAACCUCACGAUGGCGCCUCCCUACCUAAUGGAAAGAUAUAAACAUGUAUAUUUUGUAAAAGCUCACAGCAGAAGAUACAAUGAAAACGAAUCAUGAGCAAUUUUCAUCAGUUUUAUUUUUAAUUUUUUGAAGCUGUGCUUAAUUGUAAUACUUAUUUGUUUGUUAUGAAUACUGUGAACAUGUCGGGGUUUUAAGAUUUAAACAAGGGUUCUUGUAUGAUAGCACAUUUUGAAAGUGAUCUGAAGACUGUAAUUGAAUUAUAUUUAAGUUUUUUUAUUUAUUCCAUUUAAAUUCUAAAUAUAAUAGUUCUACAGCAUUUAUUGUUUUGAUUUUAAUAACUAAUUUUUAAUUAUUUUUUUAUCUAAUCCAUUUUCAAUUCAGUUUACUUCUUAGAAAUUUCAUAAACCUUAUUUUCAUUUGUAUCUUAUUUUACGUUUAUUUGAUAGAUUAUGCAUGCUAAAAUCUGUGAAUAUGAAUGAAAUGUAUGUGAAAUAUUAUCUGAUGAAAGAAAAGAAACAAAUAACAAGAAAUUAUGCAAAUGUUUGAUGUAAUAAAAUUUUGUAGAACUGUGAAUUUUUUUUUGGGGGGGGGGAGUAGUUUCUGGCGACUAGAAGAGGAAAAACUGCAAGACUGCAAGACCUACUUUUUAACCUCAAAGAGGUGAACAAAAACUGCAACAAUGAUAAUACUAAAUCAUUGUUGCAGUUUUUGUUCACCUCGUUGAGGUUAAAAAUUGUUUCUUUCUAGUAUGGUUGGGGUUACAGUGAAUAUAAGAAAUUAUAAUCGGAUGUA
Molecule: messenger RNA, 2731 nt
Organism: Cimex lectularius (bed bug)
Lineage: Eukaryota; Metazoa; Arthropoda; Insecta; Hemiptera; Cimicidae
Product: kinesin-like protein KLP2
Exons: 15
Coding region: 460-1980 (506 amino acids)
Biological process (GO): mitotic spindle organization; microtubule-based movement
Molecular function (GO): ATP binding; microtubule motor activity; microtubule binding
Source: RefSeq, a predicted model, not a curated record